Molecule: messenger RNA, 636 nt
Organism: Aphanomyces astaci
Lineage: Eukaryota; Oomycota; Saprolegniomycetes; Saprolegniales; Verrucalvaceae
Exons: 4
Coding region: 1-636 (211 amino acids)
Source: RefSeq, a predicted model, not a curated record
AUGCAAAAACCCCCACGGAAACCCACCCAGCGAGCGACAUCGACCGCGCCACUGCUUCUCCGCCAAGAUGGAACCUCGGCAGCCGCCCGCCUACUGCACCGCAAGGAGCAACUAGUCCUACAAGUGUGGAAGGAGUUCAUCCAGCGCGGCACCACCACGACUAAGCCCCAAGCAUCACGGGACAUGUCCCACCGCACACGACUGCCGGUGACGUCCGACCUGAUUCAAGAAUUCGUCCGCCAUCGUCGUCAAGACCGACAACGCACCGUCGCCAAGGACGUUGCCUACUUUUUGCGGUCUGAAAACCGCCUGGAUUUCGAUCCGGAAUCGGAAUCCUCCACGCAGCAUGGCAUGAAGUGGUUUACACACCACCUUACCACAGUGACCUUUUCAACCUAUCGAGAUGGUGUGGUCGACGCGAGUGACAGCGACGAUGACAACAGUGAUGACAGCAACGACAGCAACAGCGAUAGCAGCAGUAGCGAGUCGGACAGUUCAGAAUCAGGGAAACAUACCCACCGACUGCCGCACGACUCUCGCCAAUGCGGCAAGCCAUGCAACUUCGACCGCCACAAGACAGACACCGCCAACCACGGCAGGAUCGGCCUCGGACCGGGCUCGGACCGGCGCAAAUAA